Molecule: messenger RNA, 873 nt
Organism: Saccharomyces kudriavzevii IFO 1802
Lineage: Eukaryota; Fungi; Ascomycota; Saccharomycetes; Saccharomycetales; Saccharomycetaceae
Gene: IMP4
Product: snoRNA-binding rRNA-processing protein IMP4
Exons: 1
Coding region: 1-873 (290 amino acids)
Biological process (GO): rRNA processing
Cellular component (GO): small-subunit processome; Mpp10 complex; nucleolus
Molecular function (GO): snoRNA binding; rRNA primary transcript binding
Source: RefSeq, a predicted model, not a curated record
AUGUUAAGGAGACAAGCCCGUGAAAGAAGAGAAUAUUUGUACAGAAAAGCGCAAGAGUUACAAGAUUCUCAACUGCAACAAAAACGUCAAAUAAUUAAACAAGCGUUAGCUCAGGGAAAGCCAUUGCCCAAAGAACUGGCAGAAGACGAAACUUUACAAAAAGAUUUCAGAUAUGAUCAAAGUUUAAAAGAGGGCGAAGAGGCGGAUGAUCUACAAGUUGAUGAUGAAUAUGCUGCCACAAGUGGUAUAACUGAUCCAAGAAUUAUUGUCACGACAUCCCGUGACCCAAGUACUCGUCUCUCACAAUUUGCUAAGGAGAUCAAAUUGUUAUUUCCAAAUGCUGUUAGACUAAACAGGGGUAACUAUGUGAUGCCAAACCUUGUGGAUGCUUGUAAGAAAUCCGGUACCACGGAUUUAGUAGUAUUGCAUGAACAUAGGGGUGUCCCAACGUCUUUGACCAUAUCGCAUUUCCCACACGGACCCACUGCACAGUUUAGUUUACACAAUGUUGUUAUGAGGCAUGAUAUUAUAGAUGGUGGUAACCAAAGUGAAGUUAAUCCACAUCUGAUAUUUGAUAACUUCACCACCGAUUUGGGUAAAAGAGUCGAGUGUAUUUUAAAGCAUCUAUUCAAUGCGGGGCCCAAGAAGGAUUCCGAAAGAGUAAUUACCUUUGCAAAUAAGGGGGAUUUCAUUAGUGUCAGACAACACGUAUACGUGAGAACUAGAGACGGUGUAGAGGUUGCCGAAGUUGGGCCAAGAUUCGAAAUGAGGUUAUUUGAACUGAGGUUAGGAACUUUGGAAAAUAAGGACGCUGACGUUGAGUGGCAGUUAAGAAGGUUUAUAAGGACUGCUAAUAAGAAAGACUAUUUGUGA